AUGACACUGCUCUUGCAGAACUCUGUAAAUGGGAGUGUGAAGUCGACAGGACCACAGGAGACCUUACAGCUCACGAGCCCGGUCAAAGCUUCCUUCAAGGCCUUUUUUAGGCCUGCGGCAGUCUUACGGGAGGAGGACGCAGCCAUACAAACUUCCCCAGUAACGCCUCCCACAGUGCCUCCCACAUGUCAUUGGCCGGAUGUUGGGAAAGAUCCUGGAGGACAAGGCGACAUCCCUGACUAUUCUGCCGCUCUGGCCUACCCAGGUCUGGUUCCCGAUGGCCCUCCGGUUACUGAUUGCACCUCCCCGCCUUCUUCCUCGCGCUUCCUUAACACUACCCCAGGACCCGUCGCGAGUACAUCCUCAGACCUCGAAGUUGAUAUUGUCAGCCAUGAUCCUCUCUGGCGAUCCUUUGCAUACAGAGGCCUUUCGCAGGAAGUUGCCGAAUUUCUGCUUCAAUCGUGGAGACAGAGCACGAAAUUACAAUAUGGGCCGCAUAUCAAAAGAUGGUUGUGUUUUUGUGUCGGCAGGGAAAUUAAUCCUUUUCGACCACCUGUAAGUUGGUUGUUGGAUUUCUUGUUGCAAGAAUUUAGGAAGGAGACGGGACGGAGCUACAGUUCUUUGAAUGUCGUUCGUUCUUCUAUUUCUGCCAUUGCUAAUAUAGAUUCCAAACCCGCGGGCCAGCACCCUCUAGUCUGCAGGUUUAUGAAGGCAGUUUUUCUAUUAAGGCCAUCUUUACCCCGUAACUGCUCUACGUGGGAUCCAGAUGUAGUCCUGACGCACAUAAGAUCUUUGGGGCAAAAUGAGGGCCUGUCCAUGAUUCAGUUAUCUGGGAAAUUGGUCAUGCUCAUGCUCCUGGUAUCCGGACAACGUGGCCAUACUUUACAUCUUUUGGACACUAGGAACAUGACAGUUUCUCGUUCUGAGGUUUGUUUUCGAAUAGGUGAUCUUCUGAAAACUUCCAGACCUGGUGUUCAUCUCUCUGAGCUUGUUUUUCCGGCUUAUUCUCCAGACAAAUGUUUAUGUGUAUUCACCACUAUUUGCUGUUACUUGGAAAGGACUGCAGGGAUUAGGGGCUCUAUUACCAGGUUCUUUUUAACUACUAAGGCUCCCGUGCGGUUAGCGUCACGAGACACUAUAAGACGCUGGACUAGGAAUGUCAUGAGGGAUGCAGGUAUUGAUUUAACAAUUUUCUCACCUCACUCCACCAGAUCUGCCUCCUCCAGCAAGGCAUCCCUGACUCUACCUGUCUCCACAAUCAUGGCCACUGUGGGGUGGUCGUGUGAGUCUGUUUUUGCUAAAUUCUACAGGAGGCCGUUGUCCAAGCGGACAGAUUUUGCUAGUGCAGUGUUGGGCUGAGGAGGUUUCCUUCUCUUGAUUACUUGGGUAUUUAUUAAGGUAUACACAUACAUAUAGAUUGUUGAUUUGCACAUGGAUUGCAGCCUGUUCUAUUAUUUGUGUUGAGUUUCACUUCUGUACUACCUUAUAUCGUUACUUGGGAAAUAAAUGGUUAUUCUUU
This is a messenger RNA of Scylla paramamosain (green mud crab), 1519 nucleotides long. RefSeq lists its product as uncharacterized. Bases 1 to 1359 code for a protein of 452 amino acids. The record is from RefSeq and is a predicted model, not a curated record. Lineage: Eukaryota; Metazoa; Arthropoda; Malacostraca; Decapoda; Portunidae. The transcript has 3 exons. Gene Ontology annotation, molecular function: DNA binding. Gene Ontology annotation, biological process: DNA recombination; DNA integration.